Molecule: messenger RNA, 1611 nt
Organism: Trichoplax adhaerens
Lineage: Eukaryota; Metazoa; Placozoa; Uniplacotomia; Trichoplacea; Trichoplacidae
Exons: 12
Cellular component (GO): mitochondrion
Molecular function (GO): proline dehydrogenase activity; FAD binding
Source: RefSeq, a predicted model, not a curated record
AUCAAAUUUGAUAAUUAUCGAAUUGCUUACAAGGAUAAAACUCCAUUAGAACUUUUACGUGGAGUUUUGGUCUACAGAUCGUUAACGAUCGAUUAUUUAGUUGAUAAUGCUAUCUGGAUUAUGAAGAAAUCCAGGAGCUUACUUGGUAGAACUUUAUUCGAUAAAUUGAUGCGAGCAACAAUUUAUGGUCAGUUCGUAGCUGGCGAAAAUCGAACCGAAAUUAUGACUAAAAUUCAUAAGAUGGCUGAUUGUGGCGUCAGUCCUAUUCUAGAUUAUGCUACUGAGGAAGAUAUCACUCGCAACCAGCCAAGUGUAUACCUUAACAUAUUCAAUUCAUACCGGUUUUAUAUUUAUUUUUACUCAACAACUACAGUUAGCACUAGAGUUCCAGUUGAAACUCAAUUUCAAGCGGAUGAGCGAUUUGCCGAUCGUCGGGAAAACGUAAUUUGUGCAAGAACGUACUUCUACGAGGGCGAACGAAAGUGUGAUGAAAAUCUAGAAACAUUUAUGCGCUGCAUCGAAACUGCCAAAGGCAUGGGUAGGCGCCCACUUAUUGCUGUAAAAGUGACCGCAUUGGGAGAGCCUAGGCUGCUAUUACAGCUGUCCGCUACUCUUAAUCAGACCGAAAGUCUCUUUAACCUAAUCGCUAUUCAAGCUGAUGAUGCUAUGGAUCGCUGUAUCACGUUGGAAAGCUUUAAGAAAGCGUUAGAUAAACUACAGAUGCCGCUUACUAAUGAACAAGCCACUGAAGUGUUCAGCUGGAUUGAUAUAAAUGAAACUGGGUGUGUGCCGAUUGAUUGGGGUAGAGCUCUACAACCUCAUAUGAAGGUUACCAACUUCUUUUCCAAAUUAAAGGAUGCGACUGGUAAGCCAUUAUUCGUUCCAUUGGAAGAAGAAGAUCUAAUACAAUGGAAGAAAGUUGUACAUAGGCUUCAAGCUCUUGUUGAGUGUGCUAUCCAUAGGAAUGUUACUCUUAUGGUAGAUGCGGAACAGACUUAUUUUCAACCCGCAAUAAGUUGUUUAACAAAAGAUUUGCAAAAGGUCUACAAUAAAGAAAAAGGAUAUGUCUUUAAUACAUAUCAAUGCUAUUUAAAGAACACGCCCUGCGCACUAGCAACUGACUUGGCAGAAGCUAAAAGAGAGAAUUACAUAUUUGGAGUUAAGCUAGUUAGGGGAGCUUACAUGGAUCAAGAAAGAUUGCGUGCAGAAACUUUAGGUUAUGAGGAUCCAGUCCAACCUAACAUAGAAUCAACGACACAAUGUUAUAAUAAAAUGUUAACCAUGAUUAUGAAUAACAUAAAAAACUCGGAAAUAAUUGUCGCUUCUCACAAUGAGGGAACGGUUAAAUUUGCUAUCGAAAAGAUGAAAGAACUUGACAUACGAAAAGAUGAGAAUAAGGUACUGUUUGGUCAACUAUACGGAAUGUGCGAUCGAAUUACGUAUGCGUUAGGAGCUGCUGGUUAUUGUGCGUAUAAGCUUGUUCCGUACGGUCCAGUUGACGAGGUAUUACCGUAUUUAACUCGUAGAGCUUUAGAAAACAGAGGAUUUGUUUCGGGAGCUACGCGAGAACGAGAACUGAUGUGGAAGGAAUUUAAGCACCGUUAUUUUUCU